AUGCCAGGACUUCAGGGUGCUGCCGGGCUGCGUCGGCGUGGAGCCUGCCGCACGCUUUCACGCCCAUCUCCACUUGUGACGGGAAAGAAUCAGACCUAUCCUAAUAAACGCCUUGUCCCGUCCCUCAUGUUCACGUUUGUGAUGCUGCUCGCCUCCUGGAUUGGGCCGGCGCACGGCCACCCUCAGUGCCUGGACUUUGAGCCUCCUUUCCGGCCCCCCUGGCACCUGGAGUUCUGCGGUCAGUACCAGGAUUUUGGAUGCUGCGACCAGAAGACCGACAACCACAUAGCGGAGAGGUACUGGGACAUUAUUGAGCAGCUGGAAGUGGCGGGGCGUGACCUCUGUGAGGACAGCUUGAAGGAAAUCAUGUGCCAGGAGUGCUCUCCAUAUGCUGCCCACCUGUAUGACGCCGAGGACCCCCACACGCCCGUCAGAGAGCUUCCUGGCCUCUGUUUGGACUUCUGCUCAGAGUUCCACAGCAAAUGCGGUCAUGUGAUCAAGUACCUCACGGCGAACCAGCUGCUGCAGGACACCAGCGAGCGGGACGUGUCCACCUUCUGCAGCAUGGUGGACCUCUCCGACCAGGACUACUGCUACCCCAACGUGCUGAAGAGCACCGAUCUCAACAGCAACCUGGGCCGGGUGGCCGAAGCCCCCGGAGGCUGUCUCCAGCUGUGCCUGACGGAGGUGGCCAACGGCCUGAGGAACCCGGUGCUGAUGCUGCACAGCGGCGACGACACGUGGCGCCUGUUCGUUGCUGAGCAAGUGGGUUUUGUUUGGGUGUACCUGCGUGACGGCAGCCGCCUGGAGACCCCCUUCCUGGACAUCAGCGGGCAGGUGAUGACCACGCCCUGGCCGGGGGACGAGAGGGGCUUCCUGGGCAUGGCCUUCCACCCCAGUUACCGUGACAACGGACGCUUCUUCAUAUACUACUCCAUUCAGGUCGACGGUAAGCUGGACAAGGUCCGAGUCAGCGAGAUGAGGGUGUCUGGAAGUGACAUGAACAUGGCCGACCCUUACUCAGAGAGUGUCGUUUUAGAGAUCGAGGAACCGGCCGCCAACCACAACGGAGGCCAGCUGCUCUUCGGUCCUGAUGGUUAUUUGUACAUCUUCACCGGAGACGGCGGAAAAGCAGGCGACCCAUUCGGGAAGUACGGAAACGCGCAAAACCGAAGUGCCCUGUUGGGGAAAGUUCUCCGCAUCGACGUGGAAGGGAAUGACGCCGGAAACCGGAAGCAGUACAGGAUUCCCAAAGAUAAUCCCUUUGUUGGCGAUCAGGACGCUAGACCCGAGGUGUAUGCUUACGGGGUCAGGAACACGUGGAGGUGCUCAGUGGAUCGUGGGGACCCCGUGAGCCGUUAUGGCCGUGGGCGAAUAUUCUGUGGCGACGUGGGCCAGAACCGCUACGAGGAGAUUGACAUCAUCGUGAAAGGCGGGAAUUACGGAUGGCGAGCGAAGGAAGGCUUUGAGUGUUACGACAUGAAACUGUGCCACGACUCGUCCUUGAAUGACAUCCCGCCCAUACACGCGUACAGCCACCAUGUCGGCAAGUCUGUGACGGGCGGAUUCGUCUACAGGGGCUGUGAAUCACCCAAUCUCAACGGCUUGUACAUUUUUGGAGACUUCAUGAGCGGGCGUAUCAUGGCCUUGGAGGAAGACGGGGAGACAGGAAGCUGGAAGGAGAGGAGCAUCUGCAUGGGGGACACCAAGACGUGUUCCUUUCCUGGUCUCAUUAAUCAUCACCACAAGUUCAUCAUCUCCUUUGCUGAGGACGAAGCAGGGGAAAUGUAUUUCCUGGCCACUUCCUACCCAAGCGCCAUGUCGCCGACCGGGACGGUCUUCAAAUUCAUGGACCCAUCCAGACGAGCUCCUCCCGGAAAAUGUAAACAGAAAUCUCAGCCGGUCAAAGUUCGGGGCAAAAAGAUCCCGUUUGUCCCCCAGGAACUGACCUUGAUGGACGCCAAUGAAAAACCGACCAGGCCGCCGCAAAGAACGUUCAAAGUCGCCACUAAAGCAUCCGGUGGCCCCGUCAGACCGACCAUCGCCGAGACGACCACAGAGAAGCGAGCCAGCGUGGAGAGGAGCAAAGCCAAGUGGAAGUCACCUGUCCAGAAUCAAUUAAAGGCAGUGAAGAAAAGCAAAAUGUUAAAGAAGCCUAAGAAGAAGGCACCUCUGAGGAACGAUGCAAAGAAGAGAUCGAAAUUCACGACCGGUAAAGAACUUCCACCAAAGAACGCUCACAAAAACACAACCUUGUCAAAAGCUAAAGACCUACCCCACGGUCACGGCUGCUUUGACAAUAAAGCACAGCUCCAUGCCGGAUUCGACCACAGUCAUGCGAUUCUUCUUUACUGUUUGCUGAUAGCUAUUAGCAUGUCAACGUUUGGGGGAGACGAGGCGGGGGGGGCAUGGAGCCGAUCCGCCACCCCUGACCAGUUGCAAUAG
Molecule: messenger RNA, 2445 nt
Organism: Doryrhamphus excisus (bluestripe pipefish)
Lineage: Eukaryota; Metazoa; Chordata; Actinopteri; Syngnathiformes; Syngnathidae
Source: RefSeq, a predicted model, not a curated record